This is a messenger RNA of Mobula hypostoma (lesser devil ray), 2721 nucleotides long. RefSeq names its product phospholipase A2, group XIIB (gene pla2g12b). Gene Ontology annotation, biological process: cholesterol homeostasis; lipid catabolic process; triglyceride homeostasis. The transcript is spliced from 4 exons. Lineage: Eukaryota; Metazoa; Chordata; Chondrichthyes; Myliobatiformes; Myliobatidae. Gene Ontology annotation, molecular function: calcium ion binding; A2-type glycerophospholipase activity. Gene Ontology annotation, cellular component: extracellular region. The coding region runs from base 130 to 726 and encodes 198 amino acids. The record is from RefSeq and is a predicted model, not a curated record.
CCAGAUAAGAAGAUGAAGGUUAAAAGUCCAGCUCAGAGAGAGAUUGGAAAGGAGCGUGUGCUUUGGUGUUGAACAUAAUUUGCCGAUCGUGGCUUUGCAUGCUUCUCACCUCAAAGGUCUCCAGUAACCAUGAGAGGAGGGGUGGUAAUCGUCCUGUGGCUGGCCCUCACUGUGGCACGCUCUGAGGAAGAAAAUAAGACCAUGACCGUGGCCCAGGACAAUUCAACCACCAGUUCAGACUGGGGCAUUGGAUCCAUCCGAGAUGGCUUCGAGACUGUCAACGGAUACUUUGACUCAUUCCUAGAGCUCCUAGGCGGCAGAAAUGGAGUGUGUCAGUACAAGUGCCGAUAUGGUAAGGCACCUCUACCAAGACCAGACUAUAAAACACCUGAGCCAAACGGUUGCAGCUCGAGUUUUCUCGGACUCAAGGUACCAGACACACUUGAUUUGGGAAUCCCAGCCAUGACCAAGUGUUGCAAUCAGCUCGAUCUUUGUUAUGACACUUGUGGGGCCAACAAAUAUCGGUGUGAUGCCAAGUUCCGAUGGUGCCUCUAUGGAAUUUGCUCUGACCUCAAGAAAAGUUUGGGCUUUGUGUCAAAGGUUGAAACCUGUGAAACAGUAGCAGACACAAUGUUCAAUGCGGUCUGGACCCUGGGAUGCAGGCCUUUCAUGAACAGUCAGAGGUCAGCAUGUACGUGCGCUGAGGAGGAAAGAGAUGAGCUUUGAAGAUGAUAGCUGCAAUACCGGACAUGCCUGCAUUUGUAUGUGCAAUGUGGCUCUCCCCUCUGUGACUAUAUGCAGCACGUGACUUUCCAUGUGCAAUAAGCAGCAAAUAUCCCUAUUGGCACCUGUAUGUGCCACACCAGAACUACCUGGUGACUUAUUUAUUUCUUGGUCUUUUCAUGAAAUGAUACAGAACAUGGUUUAUGACCCACCACAUCUUUGAUGACUAAAUAAUUUAGAAUAAUUUCAUAUCAAUUUAUGGGAGCUAUUUAUAUGUUUUGCCAAAGUAUUUUGGAACAGGUUUGGGUGCUUCUUAUGACUGACAAAGGAUCUUUACUACCAAAAUAUUCUUCCCCUUCCAAAUAUUAUUUUGUGUGUUUCUAUGUCAAGCAACAUCUUUAGGUUAGAGAAUGGGUGUUCCCUGGUCAUAGUUUCUACUGCACAGUGGGUGUUCACCCACGUCUCAAGGAUACUACCAAGAAGCAGCUGUCAGUCUAAUGAUAAGGUUGAGGAUGGGUCUUAGUAUAUGAGGAACGUGGGUACAAGUCAACACUCACCCACCACACAGGGCAGGGAGUUAUUCAAAAAUGCUGUGUAAUCACCCGUCCUAUUCUUUAUAAAAUUGUAGCCUUCUUAUAAGAACAACCCACACAUAUGGUGCCCUUUAAUAAGUUAAGACACCCCAACACAGGAUCAGAAUUAGACGCAGUGUGACACCAAGCAUCGUGAGGAGGUGAACUGAAGCUUGGCCAAAGAGUAGGGAUUUUGGGUCCAUCUUAAAGGAAAAUAAAGAGAUGAACUGAGGCAGAUCUAGAAGUUGAAUUCGUAUAAUCAACCCAAAUAUGCCAAUACUAGACUAUAAACCACGUAGUUAUUAUUGAGUCGCACAGGAGAGUUAGGUACAUGGAUUAUUCACACAGCAGCUCUAAGCAGCCGACAGAGGACAACAUCAACACUUCAACCAAGACAGAAGCUUUCAGACUUCCCUGGGUUUUUGGAUUCCUCGUGGUCCAUAUGUAUCCUGGAAAGAACUUGCCCCUUUUUCUGUUUACCAUCAACAGCUGUCUUACAGCAAAGUGUGGUCCCGUAGACCUCUAACAUUGGAAUCAAUCCACAACACACAUUAGACACUGAAAAGUACACAGUAGAAGGUAGAAUUCUUACUGUUUUUGGGCUGGUUGCAGUAACCUGGUCUUGUGCGCCCCAGUUGAUAGAGUCAUAAGGACAAAGAGUGUGGAAGCAGGCCAUUCAGCCCAGUACAUCCAUGCUGACCAGAGGGCAUCUGUCCAUAUUAAUCCUAUCUCCUGUCCAUGGCCUUAAACAUCCAGGAAAAUCAAGUGCCUGACUAGACUCUACUUCAAUGCCUGUAGUAGCUCUCAUAGUAACUGUCUUCUGCCAGUCACUUAGUUCCAGCUGCUCACCACUCUUUGAGAAAAAAGAUGCCCUUCUGAUCCACUCUUAUACUAAAUCUAUGUUCUUCAGCUGUAACUACCUCUAACAUGGGGAAUAGUUUCUUGCAGUUGACCCUAACUAUACCCCUCAUAAUUUUAUAUACCUCAGUCAUGUCUCAACUUAACCUCCUCCACUCCAGGGAAAACAAACCCAGCCUCUCCGCUCUCCAGUCUCCGCGGAGCUAGCGUGGGGUACAUCACAUGCCAUCUGCCACAUGAAGAUACCAAAAGCAACUUUUCCUGCCACAGGUUCCCCAGACAGUGUGCAACACCAGACAUCUUCCCCACUGAGUGCACAGUUGCCUGGUUACCCUCAUUUGCUCUUCCAUUUCAGCUGCUCUCUCCCUCGCAUGGGAAGUGUUCCAUUUGGUUUUGUAGCACAGAAGUAGCUGCAUUUUAAUUAUUGAACAGCAGGGAAAAUCGUUUAUGUUAAGAAGGAACAAAAUUGGAUCAAUGUGUUUUUUUCUGAGUAAGUCUUUGAAAACGUGAUUGCUGUGUGGUGUGACAGGAAUAAAUAUGAAGUGGGACACUUAUAAAACACUGAAAA